AUGGUCGACAUUGUCGACCAUCACUGUCUUCAGCACAAAACGGUACCACAGUUUGCCAUGCGCUCCAUUAUCUUUGCGCUGGACAAGAUUUAA
Phytophthora nicotianae INRA-310 is the source of this 93-nucleotide messenger RNA. RefSeq lists its product as hypothetical. The record is from RefSeq and is a predicted model, not a curated record. NCBI's taxonomy places the organism in Eukaryota, Oomycota, Peronosporomycetes, Peronosporales, Peronosporaceae. The transcript has a single exon. The coding region runs from base 1 to 93 and encodes 30 amino acids.